GUCAAAUUCUUGGAAGUGAUAAAGCCAUUUUGUGCGGUUUUGCCAGAGAUCCAAAAACCUGAAAGAAAGAUUCCUCUCUUUGGCAUCAUGUCAUCAGACUCCGCAGAUCCAUUCUACUGGAUGAGAGUGAUUCUGGCCUCAAAUCGAGGGACAUUGAUGGAGCUUGGCAUCUCCCCUAUUGUCACCUCUGGUCUGAUCAUGCAACUCCUUGCUGGCGCUAAAAUCAUCGAAGUUGGAGACACACCCAAAGACAGAGCCCUCUUCAAUGGAGCACAGAAAUUGUUUGGAAUGAUCAUCACUAUUGGCCAGGCUAUCGUUUAUGUAAUGACUGGCAUGUAUGGUGACCCCUCCGAGAUGGGAGCUGGAAUCUGUCUGCUCAUUAUCAUUCAGUUGUUUGUGGCAGGCCUCAUCGUGCUGCUGCUGGAUGAGCUGCUUCAAAAAGGUUACGGUCUUGGCUCUGGCAUCUCACUGUUUAUCGCAACCAACAUCUGUGAAACGAUCGUCUGGAAGGCUUUUAGUCCAACCACUGUGAAUACUGGAAGAGGCACUGAGUUUGAGGGUGCAAUCAUCGCUCUUUUCCAUCUGCUGGCAACCAGGACGGACAAAGUGCGUGCUCUCAGAGAGGCCUUUUAUAGACAGAAUCUGCCCAACCUCAUGAACCUCAUUGCCACAGUUUUUGUUUUUGCUGUUGUCAUAUAUUUUCAAGGCUUCAGAGUGGAUCUGCCAAUCAAGUCUGCUCGCUACCGUGGCCAGUACAACACCUAUCCUAUCAAGCUUUUUUACACAUCUAACAUUCCCAUCAUCCUGCAGUCUGCAUUGGUCUCCAAUUUGUACGUCAUAUCCCAAAUGCUUUCUACCCGCUUUAGUGGGAAUUACAUCAUCAAUCUGCUUGGAACGUGGUCCGAUUCUUCAUCUGGUGGUCCAGCUCGGGCAUAUCCGGUCGGUGGGCUUUGUUACUACCUCUCGCCACCAGAGUCAUUUGGAUCAGUUUUAGAAGAUCCAGUGCACGCACUUAUUUAUAUAGCCUUCAUGCUUGGAUCAUGUGCCUUUUUCUCCAAAACUUGGAUUGAAGUCUCAGGCUCCUCCGCAAAAGAUGUGGCAAAACAGCUGAAAGAGCAACAGAUGGUAAUGAGAGGGCACAGAGAGACUUCUAUGGUCCAUGAAUUAAACAGGUACAUACCUACUGCAGCUGCAUUCGGCGGGCUGUGUAUUGGCGGUUUGUCAGUGAUGGCUGAUUUCCUCGGCGCUAUCGGCUCUGGCACAGGAAUACUGCUGGCCGUCACCAUCAUUUAUCAGUACUUUGAGAUUUUUGUCAAAGAACAGAGUGAAGUUGGUAGCCUGGGGGGAUUUUUCUUCUAG
Molecule: messenger RNA, 1359 nt
Organism: Nerophis lumbriciformis (worm pipefish)
Lineage: Eukaryota; Metazoa; Chordata; Actinopteri; Syngnathiformes; Syngnathidae
Source: RefSeq, a predicted model, not a curated record